Molecule: messenger RNA, 675 nt
Organism: Bacidia gigantensis
Lineage: Eukaryota; Fungi; Ascomycota; Lecanoromycetes; Lecanorales; Ramalinaceae
Exons: 1
Coding region: 1-675 (224 amino acids)
Source: RefSeq, a predicted model, not a curated record
AUGCCUCAAUUGACGCUCUACGACCUAUCCGCCUCCCGCUCCAUUCGCACCGCCUGGCUUCUCGAAGAGUUGUCCCUCCCGUACGCCCUCAUUCACGCCGAUCGCAGCUCCAACGGUCUCUCCGACGCCGACUUCAAAGCCCAGACUGGUACCAUACUCGGCAAAGCCCCUGUGUUAAAAGACGGAUCCCUCACCAUCCAGGAAAGCGGAGCUAUCACCGAGUAUCUCAUCUCGACCUACGAUCCCGAGGAUAAGCAUGGGCUCUUACCCAAGCAUCCUGUGCCCGUGAAAAUGAAGAUCUUAGAAUUUGUUCAUGCUGCUGAGGCGACAUUGAUGCUGCACUGCUUGCCUUUCAUCUACGCCAAACGUGUUGCUCCCUCUCCAUUCCCGCCUCUGGAACAACUUCAACCUGGCCUCCAGGCGAUCGUGAGGAAAGACCUCGAUUGGUUGGAGGCGGAACUGGAGAAGAAAGGAGAAGGGUGGCUUGUUGGAGAUGGGGUGAGCGCGGCGGACACAAUGAUGGGAUUUUCUGUGAUGUUUAUCUUUGCUAAUAGUCUUGCCGGUGAAGCGGAGGGGAAGUGGAAGCGAAUCUUGGAGUGGAUCAGGAAGAUUGAGGAUCGAGAAGCAUAUAAGAGGGCCGUGGAGAAGACGGGAUUUGUGCUGAAGCCGCAAUAG